Messenger RNA from Nymphaea colorata (pocket water lily), 1581 nucleotides. RefSeq names its product probable serine/threonine-protein kinase PBL11. The record is from RefSeq and is a predicted model, not a curated record. Gene Ontology annotation, molecular function: protein kinase activity; ATP binding. Gene Ontology annotation, biological process: protein phosphorylation. The coding region runs from base 204 to 1343 and encodes 379 amino acids. NCBI's taxonomy places the organism in Eukaryota, Viridiplantae, Streptophyta, Magnoliopsida, Nymphaeales, Nymphaeaceae. The transcript has 6 exons.
GCAAUUCUUUAGGCUACAUUUAAAAGCAAAACCGUUAAAUUCCGAGAGAAAAACGAUACAAAAUUGAUGUAUCUCCUUCAAGAACAAUUGGUCUUUCCUCAAUAAAUUUCAUGAAAAUCUUCUGCGGAUUAAGAUUACGAACCGAUCUCAUCUUGAAAAGCCCAACGAAGUAGGAGAUAGAAAUGUAAGAUUUAUUAUAGAAGAUGUUUCAAUUUCUUUCAGCUUUUCCAGUGCGGAAAACUGAUGGGUAUUUGAGAUCAUUAUUGGAGACACGUCGGUGGAGCACUGGGAUUGCAAUGGCCAUCUUCUGCUGCCUAAAUGGGCAGAACUCAUCCGACGUGAAGGUCCGCAAGCCACUACUGAUAAAAAACCCAUCGACUAAUGAAAAUUUGCAUGAGUUCAGCUUGGAUGCUCUUUCAGCGGCUACAGAAGACUUCUCCGAUGAUAGAUUUAUUGGGGAAGGUGGAUUUGGGAUUGUUUACAAGGGAUGGAUCAAGAUCAGCUCUAUUUCGCUAGAAAAACCGGGAAGUCAAUCACAGCAAGGGAAAGCAAAACCAGUUAACAAGGCUGUUGCUGUCAAAAAGCUUGCUUUGGGCGGUUACCAGGGACACAAUGAGUGGAGGAAGGAGAUAAACUAUCUGAGCAGGCUUCACCAUCCGAAUAUUGUGACCCUUGUAGGAUAUAGCAUAAAGGAUGAACAGCGCCUCCUAGUUUAUGAAUUCAUGGAGAACGGGAGCUUGGAUAAUCAUCUGUUUGCAAGUGAUGCUGCAUCUCGGCUUCCUUGGGCAAAAAGGAUCACCAUUGCUCUAGGGGCUGCUCGUGGGCUCGCAUUCUUGCAUGAUGCCUCCAUUAUUUUCCGCGACAUGAAGGCUUCGAACAUUCUACUUGAUAAGGACUUCAAUGCAAAGCUCUCAGAUUUUGGUUUAGCAAGAGAUGGGCCAAUCGGUGAUAGGACUCAUGUGAGCACCAAAAUCAUCGGGACACACGGCUAUGCUGCUCCUGAAUAUGUGGAAUCAGGCCACUUGACGAGGAAGGCUGAUGUCUAUAGCUUUGGAAUCGUGAUGCUGGAACUAUUGUCUGGUCGUCCUGCUCUAAUGAAGAGGGGAGGCAUCGUGAAAGAAAAGAUAGGGAACUGGGCCAAGGUUCAUUACCACACAGUCGAUGAUUUCAUCGAUUUGAUGGAUGGAAAACUGAUGGAUCAGUAUGGAAAAAGAGAAGCGAAAAUUUUCACCAUGUGGGCAAUUCAGUGUAUCAAUCCUGACAAAAACCAAAGGCCCGAGAUGAGCUUGAUGGUGAAUGUCUUGGAACAACUACAGCAGCAACUUGAAUCGCGUAAGGGAUGAGGUUUCAAUCUUUUUGCAGUUCACCCAGCAGAUGAAUGUGACCAAGAAAAAAUUGAUGACUCAUUCUCACUGGGACGGCAUGAAAAGCCAAUGACAAUUUUUGCUUCACAAAUAAAGAUUCAAUUGGCUCAAGCUUUUGAAGCUAAACACAAUGCGAUUGUUCCUUCUUGUCCCUUGUACAGUAGGAAAAUAUCAAGUUGAAACAGAAAGGCAACCAUAUUAUUGAAAACAGCAAUAG